Molecule: messenger RNA, 1619 nt
Organism: Ricinus communis (castor bean)
Lineage: Eukaryota; Viridiplantae; Streptophyta; Magnoliopsida; Malpighiales; Euphorbiaceae
Product: protein trichome birefringence-like 3
Exons: 6
Coding region: 242-1492 (416 amino acids)
Cellular component (GO): Golgi apparatus
Molecular function (GO): O-acetyltransferase activity
Source: RefSeq, a predicted model, not a curated record
CCUCCAUUUCACAUACUAGAAAAAGAUGUCUAAAAAUUAAGGGAAAAAAAGAAAACCAUUAAUGGCUUUAGCUUUACUCCUACUCAAGCCUCCAUAAAAUAAACCUCCAUAGAUACUUAUGACCAAGUCCUCAUCAUUCUGUUGUUUCCAGUACUACUCUUUAAGACUUUAACCCACCAUUUGUUAUAUUUUCCAUCCGUUUUCUCUAACAGUGAGCUUAGUUCCUUCUCCCUCUGCUAGAAUGAAUUCUUCACGAGGAAAGCUACCUCUUCCAAUCAUCACUAUUGUGAUAUGCAGUUUUGCAUUUCUUGCUCUCUUGUAUACAGACACUUCCAGGUCCUUUUUCAGGCUUAAAUCCUGUCCUAGAAGAAAUGCUGCUAAGAAGUCAAAAGAUAAAACUGCCGAGGGUAAUCUUAAAAGCUUCGAAAUGGAUGAUAGAUUUGAGUUUGACCCGGAAGAGUGCACUGUUAACUCUGGAAAGUGGGUGUAUAACAAGACAUUCAAGCCUUUAUACACAGACAGAAGCUGUCCAUAUUUAGAUAGACAAGUUUCUUGUGUAAAAAAUGGAAGGCAAGACUCUGAUUAUCGUCGUUGGGAAUGGCAGCCAGAUGACUGUACCUUGCCAAGAUUUAAUCCGGAGCUCGCCCUAAAGAAGCUUCAAGGGAAGAGGUUACUGUUCGUAGGGGAUUCACUACAGAGGGGUCAAUGGCAAUCAUUUGUGUGUCUGGUGGAAUGGAUUAUACCUGAAGACAAGAAGAGCAUGAAACGGGGUCGCUCUCAUUCAGUCUUCAGAGCCAAGGAAUAUGAUGCUACCAUUGAAUUCCACUGGGCUCCAUUUCUAAUCGAGUCCAAUACUGAUCUCAAAAUUAUAGGGGAUCCAAAGAAGAGAAUAAUGAAAGUAGACUCUAUUGAAAACCAUGCUAAACACUGGAAAGGAGUGGACUUUAUCGUCUUCAAUACUUAUGUUUGGUGGAUGAGUGGUCUUAGGCUCAAGACAUUAUGGGGUUCAUUUGCAAAUGGGGAAGAAGGAUAUGAAGAACUAGAUACCCCAAUUGCUUACAAGAUAGGAUUGAAGACAUGGGCGAACUGGGUAGACUCAAAUAUUAAUCCCAACAAAACUCGAGUGUUCUUUACUACUAUGUCUCCAACACACACAAGAAGCGAAGAUUGGAACAAUACAAAAGGGAUAAAAUGCUUUAACGAAACAAAGCCAGUAAUGAAAAAGAGACACUGGGGAAGCGGCUCUGAUAAAAGAAUUAUGAGUGUGGUGGCUAGCAUAGUGGGGAAGAUGAAAGUUCCUGUUACUGUCCUAAACAUUACACAAUUAUCAGAGUACCGAAUCGAUGCUCACACAUCGGUCUACACAGAGACUGGAGGCAAAGUGUUGACAGAUGAAGAAAAGGCUGACCCACUACACCAUGCAGAUUGCAUACAUUGGUGCUUGCCAGGAGUUCCAGAUACAUGGAAUCAAAUAUUUCUUGCAUAUUUGUAGCAAUAACUAAAAGGAAAUGAAAGGAAUUCAUGUUUUUUAUUGAUCAACUGUAAACAUAGCAUGAAUUUUGAGAGAUUUCUGUGUUAUAAAGAUUCUUUCUAUUGCAGCAAAACAAAAUUUGUUCAUU